Molecule: messenger RNA, 733 nt
Organism: Pocillopora meandrina
Lineage: Eukaryota; Metazoa; Cnidaria; Anthozoa; Scleractinia; Pocilloporidae
Source: the annotation of a GenBank genome assembly
AUGGAAUUUACAUCUUCUCUUGCUUUCCCUGGCAAACGGUUCAUAAACCACUUGAUACGAACCGUAGAAUCCCCUGUGCAAGACUUCUGCUCAACUCUAUGCUACAUGGAACCCAACUGCGUCAGUUAUAACGAAUUAGUGACCAGCAGAUCUUCAGUGAUCACAAAAUGCGAACUAAAUAAUUCCACACGCAACGUACAUCCUCAGGAUCUCAAGUCUUGGACAAACUACAUAUAUAAAGGAACAAUGGUGAGUACAUUCUUAUCUGUAAAUAUUCAUCAUUCUUAACUGUGCUUUUCGUUUAUCCUGCGUUUGGUGAUUUUUGAAUAACAUUACUUGUCAUUUGGUAGAUUAGUAUAUAAAGUUGGCUCAACCUUGGGUUGUUUAGCUCGUAAAUGUUCGAUGUUAAGUUGAUUCGCUGGCAUGUUGUUUGGCUGGCUGCGCAAUGUUUGUUUCCAAUUGGUUUGUAUGGUUGAUUUGUUGCCUGGCUGGUUGGUCAGUUGAUCUGAUCUAAUGUGACGUUUCAGUUUUCAUUUUAUAGUACCAUUACAACUUACCACUUCGAUUGGCAUAUAUCUGCUUUUAAACCUCGUUUUCACAUUAGAACACUUGUGGACAGACUCCAUGCCAACAUAAUGGCACUUGUCAGACAGGAUUUACAGACAAAGGUUAUAGAUGCCUUUGCCCACCUGAAUACAAGGGCACCAAUUGCGAGGAAAGAAACGGUAGGUAA